Meyerozyma guilliermondii ATCC 6260 is the source of this 1587-nucleotide messenger RNA. It is a transcript of the gene HOM3, whose product is annotated as aspartate kinase. The record is from RefSeq and is a predicted model, not a curated record. NCBI's taxonomy places the organism in Eukaryota, Fungi, Ascomycota, Pichiomycetes, Serinales, Debaryomycetaceae. Gene Ontology annotation, molecular function: aspartate kinase activity. Gene Ontology annotation, biological process: amino acid biosynthetic process. Bases 1 to 1587 code for a protein of 528 amino acids. The transcript has a single exon.
AUGUCAGAUCUACAACUGUCGUACAACUCGGUGCUAGACCUCCAGGCCAAGAACAAUGGCUGGGUGAUCCAGAAAUACGGUGGUACUUCCGUGGGAAAAUUUCCAGAAAAGAUUGUAAAUGAUAUUGUCAAGGAAUUUGCCAACCACCACCGCGUGGCUGUUGUGUGUUCUGCCAGAUCCUCUCACACUAAGAGUGAGGGCACAACCUCUCGUCUUUUGAAAGCGGCUGACGUGGCCUAUGAUAAUGGUGAUUACAAAACGUUGCUUGAUGUUAUCGAAGACGACCACGUUCAGAAUGCCCAAAAAUACAUACACGACUCUGAGAUACUACAGAAGCUCAUAGUUGAUACCAAGAAAGAGAUAGCAAGAGGCGAGGAGUUGCUCAAGGCGUCACAGGUGAUUGGAGAAAUCUCCCCACGGACCCUUGAUUCUAUCAUGUCACUUGGUGAAAAAUUGUCAUGUUUGUUCAUGGCGGCAUUGAUGGAAGACCAUGGUUUGAGAUCUGCCUAUAUUGACUUGUCCAACAUCAUUCCCUUGGACUAUGACUUCAAUAAUGGUUUUGACGACAACUUCUACAAGUUCUUAUCGAAAGAGCUUGGUAGUCGUGUAAGCAACUUGGACGACGAUGUCAUCCCCGUGCUCACUGGUUACUUUGGUGUGGUUCCCGGAGGCUUGCUUAAUGGCGUGGGCAGAGGAUACACUGAUCUUUGUGCCGCUUUGGUGGCUGUGGGAGUUCAGGCUGACGAAUUGCAAGUAUGGAAAGAAGUGGAUGGAAUAUUCACCGCAGACCCUCGUAAGGUUCCAAAUGCCAGACUUCUCGAGAGUGUGACACCUGAGGAAGCAGCAGAACUCACCUAUUAUGGAUCCGAAGUCAUACAUCCAUUUACCAUGGAACAAGUCAUAAAAGCCAAAAUUCCCAUCAGAAUCAAAAAUGUUGAUAAUCCUGCUGGUCCUGGUACCAUCAUUUUUCCUGAUAACAUUGCCAGAAGAGGAGAGGAAACUCCUCCACAUCCUCCAGCCGCUUAUGAGACUCUUCCUUCAUCUUACAUUGCAUCCCACGCUAAACGUUCUGCCACAGCCAUCACCGCCAAACUGGACAUUGUCGUCAUAAAUAUUCACUCCAACAAGAAAACGUUGUCUCAUGGUUUCUUGGCACAUAUCUUUACCACUCUCGACAACUACAAAUUGGUAGUUGACUUGAUAUCUACGUCGGAAGUUCAUGUUUCCAUGGCACUUCAAAUCCAACCAGAUCAAGAACAUCAGCUCAAAAAUGCAAUUCUCGAGUUGCGUAAAAUGGGUACACUUGACGUUACCAGAAACAUGGCUAUUGUCUCCUUGGUAGGAAAGCAAUUGGUCAAUUUCAUCGGCAUCGCAGGAAAUAUGUUCAAGGUUCUCGCCGAUGAGCGCAUCAAUAUUGAAAUGAUUUCUCAGGGUGCCAACGAAAUUAACAUUUCAGCAGUUAUCAAUACUAAAGAUACCAUACGGGCACUUCAGUCAAUUCAUGCCAAACUCUUGGAAGGACGCUACGUUGACGAAGGAUCCAGUCCCGUAGACUUGCGACUCGAAGCAUUGAAGGUUCAGAACUAG